Exaiptasia diaphana is the source of this 624-nucleotide messenger RNA. RefSeq lists its product as uncharacterized. The record is from RefSeq and is a predicted model, not a curated record. NCBI's taxonomy places the organism in Eukaryota, Metazoa, Cnidaria, Anthozoa, Actiniaria, Aiptasiidae.
UUUCAAUUCGUGGAAGGGACUUUCCCUACGAAAUAGCAAGCUGUGGUUCUUGUUUUUCUAUAUAUUCUGAAACAUUACAGGCCCGGGCUGUAGCGGCUAACGUCUAUUGAAGUUGUCGACAUCGUAUUGACUUCGCAUUCUAUACAACUAUGGGAGGUGGUGGAAGUAAAGGCACUGAGACUCAGUACACUUAUGUCGACCACUCAAAAAAAAGACAAGAAGAGGAAAGACAAAGGGAGAAAAAUCGCCUUGAAAAUGAACGGAGAGCGAGAGAAAAUGCAGAGAGACAGAGAAUUGAACGAGAAGCGAGCCAGGCAGCAGAAAGAGAACGGCAGAAAUUCAUACAAGCAUUAGAACGACAGAGACGCGCAGAGGAAGAAGCAAGACUAAGAGAAGAGUUAAGAAAAGAAGAAGAGCGUCUAAUGUUAUUGGAGCUUCAAGCCAAGUCAAUGGCUAAACGACAAGACCUAUUUGAUUAUCAGUUUGGUUCCAAAAUCGAUUUGGCCAGCUUUCGUGGAUUGGACAUCAGUGACGUCGAUAAACUAAGAAUUGGUGUGUUUGGACCGACAGGAUCUGGAAAGAGCUGCUUCAUCAGCACUUGUGAAAGAGUCGUGCGUAAUGAAG